This is a messenger RNA of Toxotes jaculatrix (banded archerfish), 1994 nucleotides long. RefSeq names its product xaa-Pro dipeptidase-like. The transcript is spliced from 16 exons. Bases 24 to 1511 code for a protein of 495 amino acids. Gene Ontology annotation, molecular function: metalloaminopeptidase activity; manganese ion binding. The record is from RefSeq and is a predicted model, not a curated record. NCBI's taxonomy places the organism in Eukaryota, Metazoa, Chordata, Actinopteri, Toxotidae.
AUGCGGUGUAUGAAUGAAUACACAUGGCUGCAGCACCACAACCUGUCUACUGGCUGGGUAAUGACACCUUGAGGGUGUCUGCUGCCCUUUUUGCCGAGAACCGUCAACGACUGUGCAAAGGACUGAAAGCCAAAGACGGAGUGGUGCCAAAGUCAGUGGUGGUGCUGCAGGGAGGAGAGCAGGAGCAGAGAUACUGCACAGACACAGACCUCCUUUUCAGGCAGGAGUCUUUCUUCCACUGGGCUUUUGGAGUAACUGAGCCUGACUGUUAUGGUGCCAUUGAUGUGGACUCUGGGAAAUCCAUCCUUUUUGUUCCCAAACUGCCUGAAAGCUAUGCCACUUGGAUGGGAGAGAUUUUUCCAAAAGAGCACUUCAAGGAGAAGUACGCUGUUGAUGAGGUGCAAUACACCUGUGAUAUUGUUGAUGUCCUGUCCAACCUGAGACCAGCAGUGCUUCUAACACUGCGAGGACAAAAUACAGAUAGUGGGAGCAUCUGCCGUGAAGCCUCCUUUGAAGGAAUUAGUCGCUUCCAAGUAAACAACACUCUUUUACACCCAGUCAUUGUGGAAUGCCGUCUGAUUAAGACUGACAUGGAGCUGGAGGUCCUGCGCUACACCAACAGGAUUUCCAGUGAAGCCCACAAAAUGGUCAUGAAGCAUGUGAAAGCUGGACAGAAAGAAUAUGAAAUGGAGAGCCUAUUCCAGCACUACUGCUACACCAAAGGAGGGAUGCGCCACACCUCAUACACCUGUAUCUGUGGGACAGGUCAUAAUUCUUCUGUCAUCUUCUACGGCCAUGCUGGGGCUCCUAAUGACAAGACAGCUAUGGAUGGAGACAUGUGUCUGUUUGACAUGGGUGGAGAGUACUACUGCUACACAUCAGACAUCACCUGCUCCUUCCCAGCCAACGGCAAGUUUACUCCAGACCAGAAGGCCAUGUACGAGGCCGUCCUCAGGUCUUCCCGAGCCGUCAUGGCUGCCAUCCAACCAGGUGUUAAGUGGACUGACAUGCACCGCCUGGCUGACCGAGUUCACCUGGAGGAGCUGGUGAAGAUCGGCAUCCUGAAUGGCAGCGUGGAGGACAUGAUGAAGGUCCACUUGGGCUCCAUCUUCAUGCCCCACGGCCUGGGACACCUGCUGGGCAUUGAUGUGCACGAUGUGGGAGGCUACCCUGAGGGGGUUGAGCGUAUCAAUGAGCCUGGACUGCAGAAUCUUCUGAUGGGCCGCCUGGUUCAGGAGAGGAUGGUUCUCACUGUGGAGCCCGGCAUAUACUUCAUAAACCACCUUCUGGACCAGGCCCUUGCCAGUCCUACCCAGAGCUGCUUCAUCAACAACCAAGUGCUGGCUCGCUUCCGUGGCUUUGGAGGGGUUCGCAUUGAAGAAAACAUAGCCGUGACAGCAGAUGGUAUAGAGCUGCUGACCUGCGUCCCUCGCACCGUGGAGGAGAUUGAAGCUUUCAUGGCUGACUCUGCAAAAACCUUCAGCCCUGUCCUCAGCAGUGAGAAACUCUGAAUGCCAUCUCUCUUAAAGUCAGAGCUGUUCACUGCACUGUCAUUGAUUAGCUCACAUAAACAAGCAAAGAAUAUUCUUUAUUCUGAAUUUAAUAUCACUUUUAUACCUCACUUAUUUAACAGUAGAAUUAACACGUUUAACAAGCAAAAGCAUAAAGUUUCAUAUAGUAUCUUUAUUUAUCACCUGGGAGCCAAUCCCAGCCAACACUGGAUGAGAGGUGGGGUACACCUUGAACAGGGCGCCAUACAGGUCGCUGACAUACAGACACAAACUACCAGUCACGCUCACAUUCACAGCUGUGGACAAUUUUGAGGCUCCAGCCUCCAGACCUUGUUCUGUUUUUGGACUGUGGGAAGAAGCUGGAGUACCCAGACAUGACGACUCCGUUCACAAAAGCCCCAGAUUCAAACCUGGGACAAGACAUUAAAUUUUUUAGAAAUAAUUCGUAUUCUUUUGUGUUUCUAUUUGUAAACACUGAUUUAG